AUGGCCGCCAAAAGGAUGAAUUUCCCUCGUCUUCUCCGGCCUAGCGGUGAUGAAGUGACGCUUUUAUGGAGUGGCCUAGGAGACUCUAGGCGGCUGAAGAUCCCCGCUCGUCAGACGGGAUACAAGACAAGCGUCAGCUCUAUUGAUCCUGCUUGUCCGGCAGCAGAAAGUCUUUCACAACACUUUCCAAAUCCUCAAUCCUGUCUAUCGCGUUUCAUCAAGAAGAUUUCUGUUGCCUUUGUAGUGAUGGUGGCCGUCGGAGCCUCCGCGACACAAGGUCGUAGAUGUUGUAACGAUCUUGCGGCCCAGGACUCGCUGCGCGACAAGGUAUUUAUGCCUGGAAGCACCGUCUAUGACGCCCAGCUCAAAUCCUACUACUCCGCCAAUGCUGCCCAGCACGCCUGGUGCAUGGUUUUGCCCGCGUCGACUGCCGAUGUGCAGGCGAUUGCACGUACCAUCAACCGGCAUCAGUGCCCGUUUGGUAUCCGCGCGGGCGGCCACUCGACCUGGAAGGGGUCCAAUGGCGUCAAGAAUGGCGUUACCGUCGACCUGAGCCACAUGAAUACGACAACCUAUGAUGAAGAGAAGGGCAUCGCCUCGACACAGCCCGGCGCGCGAUGGGGUACCGUCUACGAGGCUCUCAAUCCGCACAACGUCAGUGUGGUUGGCGCGCGCACGUCUGUCGUCGGCGUGGGCGGCUUCACCACUGGUGCUGGCUAUUCGUUUCAUAGCAACGCACAUGGAUUUUCCUGCGACAAUGUUGCCAAUUGGGAAAUCGUCCUGGCCAAUGGAACCGUGGUCAAUGCUAAUGCAAAGGAACAUGCGGAUCUCUGGAAGGCGCAAAAGGGCGGCUCCGGUAACUUGGGUUUCGUGACGAGAAUCGACCACAUUGCCAUAUCUGGCAACCAGCUCUGGGGCGGCUUCACGCAGUACAAUCUUGACAAGCGAGACGCCGUCUUCGACGCGUACCUUAACUUUGUCGACAAGACCGAGGACAGCUCGCCGGAUCAAACCAUUCUUGCCUUGCUCUGGGACAACAAGAAUGGGUUCACCCUUCGCGCCAUCCUCACCAAUGCCAAUGGCCAGGCAAACCGCCCAGCCUUCAAGGAGUAUAUGUCCAUCCCCAACAUUGGCAGCACCGUAACGUCUGGUCCGGAAAAGGACAUAAUCCCCCAAUUCACCGGCCCUACACCUCUUGGUCAAUACGCUAACUGGUUUACCGCCACGGCCAAGCACAGCUUCAAGUCGCUCGCCGCCAUUGAUGAGUUACACCAUGCCCUCGUCCCCAAGCUGCAGGCCGCCGCGCCCAACGCCACCUUUAGCACGCUCAUCUUGCUGCAGCCGCUGACUCCCGCCAUGGUCCGGCACGCAGCCACACGCGGCGGCAACGUGCUCGGUCUGGAGGCUGUGGUGGCGGAUGGGCCUAAGCUCAACUGGCUCUUUUCCAUAACCGUCGACACAGAGGCGCACCAGAGGGCUCUGCUGCCCAUUGCGCGAUCUUUUGUGUAUACAGUCAACAAAAAACAGCGCGACAUGGGCACCUACGAGCCCUGGAUCUACGUUUCCGCACUACGGAGCUGA
Molecule: messenger RNA, 1581 nt
Organism: Beauveria bassiana ARSEF 2860
Lineage: Eukaryota; Fungi; Ascomycota; Sordariomycetes; Hypocreales; Cordycipitaceae
Product: FAD binding domain-containing protein
Exons: 5
Coding region: 1-1581 (526 amino acids)
Molecular function (GO): FAD binding
Source: RefSeq, a predicted model, not a curated record